This is a messenger RNA of Equus quagga, 1970 nucleotides long. It is a transcript of the gene KCNK9, whose product is annotated as potassium two pore domain channel subfamily K member 9. The transcript is spliced from 2 exons. Bases 312 to 1211 code for a protein of 299 amino acids. Gene Ontology annotation, molecular function: potassium ion leak channel activity. Lineage: Eukaryota; Metazoa; Chordata; Mammalia; Perissodactyla; Equidae. The record is from RefSeq and is a predicted model, not a curated record. Gene Ontology annotation, cellular component: membrane. Gene Ontology annotation, biological process: stabilization of membrane potential; potassium ion transmembrane transport.
UCCUGGGGUGGAAGGCACCUCCUGGAAGUCUGUUCAGGGCCCCUGCAGACUCUGCUCGCACCCUCCCUGUGACAGGGACAGCCCUCUGAGCCCUUGGCCAUGCUCAGCUACCACAUGUCCUGGUACAUGACUCUGUCUGGGCUUUAUCUCUCCGCGUGGGAAAUGAGCCCGUGGUUGAGGUUGGCUCUGAGGUCUCCAGUGGCUGGCGAUGGAAACCCUCAGACCUGCUGCUGAAGACACAGGCCACCGGCUGCUUUAUUUGGCAACUUGGGGUGUCCUAAGACUCCCGUGUCCAGGAAUCAGAAGAGAAGAUGGAGCUGAAAUGGGGAAUGCUGCUGGCAGGGGCGCACCCAAGAGCUGCAGAGCCGGGUUAUGGGCACGCAGCCCCUGGCACCGACGCGGGCAAGGCCUUCUGCAUGUUCUACGCCGUGCUGGGCAUCCCUCUGACGCUGGUCAUGUUCCAGAGCCUGGGCGAGCGGAUGAACACGUUCGUGCGCUACCUGCUAAAGCGCAUCAAGAAGUGCUGUGGCAUGCGCAACACGGAGGUGUCCAUGGAGAAUAUGGUGACUGUGGGCUUCUUCUCCUGCAUGGGGACGCUGUGCAUUGGAGCUGCCGCCUUCUCCCAGUGCGAGGAGUGGAGCUUCUUCCACGCCUACUACUACUGCUUCAUCACGUUGACUACCAUUGGGUUCGGGGACUACGUGGCCCUGCAGACCAAGGGCGCCCUGCAAAAGAAGCCACUCUACGUGGCCUUUAGCUUUAUGUAUAUCCUAGUGGGGCUGACUGUCAUUGGGGCCUUCCUCAACCUGGUGGUCCUCAGGUUCUUGACCAUGAACAGUGAGGACGAGAGGCGGGACGCUGAAGAGAGGGCGUCCCUUGCCGGAAACCGAAACAGCAUGGUCAUCCACAUCCCUGAGGAGGCGCGGCAGGGCCGGCCACGGUACAAGGCGGACGUGGCGGACCUGCAGUCCGUGUGCUCCUGCACGUGCUACCGCCCACAGGAAUACGGUGGUCGCUCGGCGGCACAUCAGAACUCUGUCAGCGCCAAGCUCGCCCCCCAGUACUUCCACUCCAUCUCUUACAAGAUCGAAGAGAUCUCACCAAGCACAUUAAAAAACAGCCUCUUCCCAUCCCCCAUCAGCUCCAUUUCUCCUGGGUUACACAGCUUUACCGACAACCACAGGCUGAUGAGAAGGCGGAAGUCCAUUUAGGGUGUGGGGAGGGAAAUACGAACAGAAAAAGUCAUUUGUCGUAUUUGAUGUUAUGUUCCAUCAGCCCAACUCGUCUUUUCUUCCUUAUUUAUUAUUAUUAUUAUCCUUUAUUAUUAUUAUCAUUGUCAUCAUUAUUACUUUCUCUCCUUUGUUUCCUGGUUUCAUUGCUCCCCCAACUUCCCAGCGAGACAGAGCAGGCCAAAGGGAAAAGAAAGGCCCGUACUCUGAAACUCGCAGCUGAGCAUGAAGCAUGGAUUUCUUCCUUCCUUCCCAGCGACGUAUGCCUUACAUUUCUCCCCAACCUGCCCCAUCUCUGGGGUGGCUUUCCCAGGACAGGUGUGAGACCAGGACCAGGUGACAGAGCUGAGAGGAUACCCAACCCAAAGUUGCACACCAGGCUGAGAGCUUUUGAGCGCCCACCCACAGUGGUGUCUCUGACCUAACUCCUUUCUCUUUUCCUCCCAAGCAGUGGGUGGCUAUGUAUGUGUGUAUGUGUGUGGUUUGAGUGUGUGAAUGAAUGCACACGCGAGUGUGCUUGUGUGUGUGAACCAUGUGACAAAAUGGAAAGUAUCAGGUAUUCAUUCUCCUUUUCCAUCACACAAUUUUGUUAAUAGCCUGCUUUUGGCUGCUUCCAAACAAAACGGGAAAACAAAACCCACGAGGUUUUUGAUUUAUCAUUUUGCCAAAUCAAGCAUGUUCCAUAAGCAGUCUUUAUCCCAGAUGUGUCAUGACCAUAUUUUUAAAAUGCUAGGUUCUAAA